AUGGCCACCCAGUACUUUCCAUCCUCUUUGGGCUCUGUUAGCCAGUCCAGGAUCGAAUCCGUGCUGGAGAACGAUCGUAGCGUGCGAUUGGCUGCAGGGAACGAAUCUAGCUGGACAUCGCAAGUCAUCGGUGACACGGGAGACAUAGUCGCACAGCUCCCAGCCCAUUACUAUGAGCACCUACAAGCAUUCUUCUGGAGAGAAAAGGCGAUAAGGCUGGUGCUCCAGUUCCAGGAGGAGCUCGAGGUUCAAGACCGGCUCAAGGCCAAUCUAACCUUGAUACUCGUUUAUAUGGACAGGGUCUUCACUCAGAUGGUCAGGGAAGCCAAAUCGACCAAGAGGGAUGCUCGUGUGCCUGACUGGCGCAGCCCUACAUUCGACAAUUACAUUCUGAUCGAAUAUCACGUGGAGCGUCAUGAACCAGAGAUGGUCAGGGAGUAUAGGCGGAAGAACAACUACAACAUCAACAUGCAGAGCAUCGAAGACAUCAACUGGCAAGCACACGAGGACACCCUCGGCGAGAUCUGGUAUGGAAGUGCCACUCAGUUCAAGAUGGAGGAGAAGUACAAGACUCUGGACGUUGCACAGAGGCUGCUGGAUGUUAUGAUUGAAUUUUAUGAUCCCAUCGUGGAGGAGGAUCCCGAUUUUGGAUACACGUAUAAAGAGCACUUGGAGGAGGCAGGGGAAGUGAAACCGCUCAAGAGGCACAUGCCGGGGCCCAGAGUAUUCAAGCGGGUGAAUAAGAAGGGGCCUGUGCUGCCUGACGACGAGGAAGUUUAG
This is a messenger RNA of Pisolithus orientalis, 780 nucleotides long. RefSeq lists its product as uncharacterized. The record is from RefSeq and is a predicted model, not a curated record. The coding region runs from base 1 to 780 and encodes 259 amino acids. The transcript is spliced from 3 exons. NCBI's taxonomy places the organism in Eukaryota, Fungi, Basidiomycota, Agaricomycetes, Boletales, Pisolithaceae.